Molecule: messenger RNA, 1326 nt
Organism: Macadamia integrifolia
Lineage: Eukaryota; Viridiplantae; Streptophyta; Magnoliopsida; Proteales; Proteaceae
Product: mitochondrial phosphate carrier protein 1, mitochondrial-like
Exons: 5
Coding region: 1-771 (256 amino acids)
Biological process (GO): mitochondrial phosphate ion transmembrane transport
Cellular component (GO): mitochondrial inner membrane
Molecular function (GO): phosphate transmembrane transporter activity
Source: RefSeq, a predicted model, not a curated record
AUGUUGCUUGAGUUUGGUUAUGUGAACCCCAUCAAGUAUAACAGCAUUUAUUCUGGGUUAAAUAUCCUUUUGAGGGAAGGAGGCCCUUCUGCCCUUUGGAGAGGUUGGACUGGGAAGUUUCUUGGAUGUGGUGUUCAAGGUGGCUACAAAUUUGGUCUAUAUGAAUAUUUCAAGAAUCUUUACUCUGAUGUGUUGGUAGAUCAGAACAGGAGCCUGAUCUACUUCAUCAGCAGUGCAUCUGCACAGGUGUUUGCUGAUGUUGCUCUCUGCCCUUUUGAAGGCAUCAAAGUUCGUGUUCAAACACAACCUAAUUUUUCUAAGGGCUUGGGUGAUGGAUUUCCAAAGUUUUAUGCAACUGAAGGCCUAUCUGGCUUUUACAAGGGGCUUGGUCUGCUUUGGGGUCGGAAUCUUCCAUUUUCUAUGAUCAUGUUUUCAACGUUUGAGCAUUCAGUGGACUAUUUAUAUCGUAAAGUCAUUCAAAGAAGGAAAGAAAACUGCUCAAAAGCUCAACAGCUGGGGGUAACAUGUUUAGCUGGCUAUACAGCUGGAGCUGUUGGUACCUUUAUUUCUAAUCCUGCGGACAAUAUUGUUUCAUCUCUUUAUCACAAAAAAGCUGAUAGUGUGGUGCAGGCUGUGAAGAAUAUUGGGCUUGUCAAUUUGUUUACAACAAGUCUACCUAUCAGGAUCACAUUUGUGGGACCAGUUGUAACCUUUUUAGAAGGUUGCUCGAAUAAAAAAAAAUUCAGGACAAGUUUGAAGCGCUUAUCUUAAAACAUACUGCUCCCUCGACCCCAAGACAUUUUGGGAGAGACACUGUUGGGAAGUUGGGCUUCUGUACAGAACAGAAUUCAAUGAAAAGAAGAUACGAGUACAAGAGAAAGAUUCAUUGACAAAUCAAAGGAUAAGAAAGACUUGCUGAACAGAAAGACAUUGCCGAAGCCCUCAAUCUUAAUCGCCCGGUUAUGAUGGUUGGGAAUGGAAGUUGUUCUCUCCCUAGCUUACCGUGCGGGAAGGUUUCCCAUCACAUGGCUCACCAACUUGAUCUUCUGCGGGAACCGUAUGUCCGAACAAGUCUGGAAAAAGAGGUACGGUCUCGCUUUCCUUUGCCACUCAAGUGUACGGCAUCUGCCGUGCUUAGGCCCCUUCUUCCCUUCCCUAAUGAAAGAGUCCGCCGCCUGCCUCCUUUACUAUAAAAAUAGGGGCGUGCAGGCCUGCCCCUAUUUUUAGUAGGUGAUUAAAGUAUUAACUGGAAUGUAAGUUCAUCUCUCUUUCUUGUUUUAGUGAAACAUCUCAUAGACUCAUUCAUUAUUAUUUAUUAAAAAAAAA